Messenger RNA from Octopus sinensis (East Asian common octopus), 2669 nucleotides. Its product is annotated as ribosome biogenesis protein bop1-B. Gene Ontology annotation, biological process: ribosome biogenesis; maturation of LSU-rRNA from tricistronic rRNA transcript (SSU-rRNA, 5.8S rRNA, LSU-rRNA). Gene Ontology annotation, cellular component: preribosome, large subunit precursor; PeBoW complex. The transcript has 20 exons. Gene Ontology annotation, molecular function: protein binding; ribonucleoprotein complex binding. The coding region runs from base 124 to 2580 and encodes 818 amino acids. NCBI's taxonomy places the organism in Eukaryota, Metazoa, Mollusca, Cephalopoda, Octopoda, Octopodidae. The record is from RefSeq and is a predicted model, not a curated record.
AGUGAAUAUCUCUAGAAGUGACGAUAAUUUCUUUCUAACAGACGUAACUAAUCUAUUGUUAAAACUACUUUAUCGAGUUUACAUGAUUAGUCAGUGCUGACCAACGCAUGGCCUUUUUCAAUCAUGGUCACCAAAAGUGAGAAGAGAAAACGUCCUGUUGUUGAGAAUGUUGAACCAAUAUCUAAUGAUUAUGAUUUAUGGGAUAAAAAUGUGAAUGAAAUAGAUGACUCUGCUGACUUGAGUGAUGGUUCAAGUGGUAGUGAAGAAAGUGUUUAUUCUGGUCUAGAAGAAGAAACUUCAUCUGAGGAAGGAUCUGAUAAAGAUGAACAUAUUUUCAACGAGAGCAACAAAGACAAUAGUGAUGAUGAUGAUGAGGAGGAAAUAGGUGCUUUUGAGAAUGUCAGCAGCGAGGAGGAUGUUGCUGAUGUUGAGGAAAAGGCUACUUCCAGAGUCAAUAGUAGUAAUACUGAAGAUGGAAUAAAUGUCAAAGAAAUUCAGCCAAACACUAGUGAUGCAGGAAAGAGUAAAACGUUUGUUAAAAACCAGCCAACUUCCAAGGACCACUCCAAUAAAAUAUCAGACAAUAUUAGGAAGCAAGAAAAUAAAGAAAACACUGUUGUUUCACAAUUAUUAGAUUCUUCUGCAGCUGUUGAUGAAUAUGAUGAAGAUUCUUCUGAUGAAGAGGAUAUUCGUAACACAGUGGGCAACAUUCCUAUGCAGUGGUAUGAUGACUAUGAACAUAUAGGCUAUAAUCUAGAUGGACACAAGAUUAAGAAACCUGUUCAUGGAGAUGAGCUUGAUAAUUUCCUUGAAAAAUUGGAUGACCCCAAUUAUUGGAGAACUGUGAGUAAUAAACUAACUGGUCAGAAAGUUGUUCUUAGUGAUGCUGACAUAGGAAUUAUCAAAAGAUUACAGCGAGGCAAACACCCCAACAAAGAAGUGGAUCCUUUUGCUCCUUGGAUUGAUUUCUUCACUUAUAAAACUAUAAAGCAUCCUGUUACUAAUAGACCACCAGACAAACGCAGUUUUAUUCCUUCCAAAUGGGAAAGACUCAAAGUGGGGCAGAUGGUACAUGCUAUCAAAAUGGGUUGGCUAAAGCCUAAGCCACCUCGGAAAGAUCCAGAUGAUGAGGAAUUAAAUCGAACAUUUUACAUGAUGUGGAAGGACAAUGAAGAACAAGAGCUAAACAAACGUUUCAGACAUCACAUUGCUGCCCCCAAGCUGGCAUUACCUGGUCAUGCAGAGUCUUAUAAUCCACCUCCUGAAUAUAUCUUAACACCAGAGGAAGAGGAAGCAUGGAGAGCUAAGGAACCAUAUGAAAGGCGAAUGAAGUUUCUUCCUCAGAAGUAUACUUCACUGCGUUUGUUACCUGGUUACUCUAGAUUUAUUGAAGAACGGUUUGAAAGAUGCCUUGAUCUCUAUUUGUGUCCCAGGAAGAAGGUUAUGAAGGUGAAAGAUUUGGAUCCACAAGAUCUUCUACCAACUUUACCAAAACCCAAAGAUUUACAGCCUUUUCCUACUGUUCAGUCGGUGGUUUACAAAGGCCACAAGAAUAUGGUACGAUGUAUAUCUGUUCAUCCAAAAGGACAGUGGCUGGCAUCUGGUUCUGAUGAUUGCACUAUCAAAAUUUGGGAAGUAUCAACAGGCCGCUGCUUCAAGACAAUUUCUGUUGAAGGCACAGUUAAGAGUAUUGCUUGGAACCCAAACCCAUCACUAUGUCUUUUAGUUGCUGUUGUUAACUGGUCUGUGGUUAUUCUUAAUCCCGGUGUUGUAGAUAAACUUAUUGUAUCUGGCACAGAUGAGCUGUUAAAAUCUUUUGUUACCACAGAAACAAUCACUGAAGAUGCAGAAAAUGUAGAAAAAAACACUAAGCUUGUUAUGUGGGAAUCAUUUGAAGGUAAAAUGUAUGAUGCUGGACUUCGACUGAAAAUUAUUCAUCCACAGGAAGUAAACCAUGUGUCAUGGCAUGCCAAAGGUGACUAUUUUACAUCUGUGAUGCCAUCAGCCCAUAGCAUGGCUGUUUUAAUUCAUCAGUUGACAAAAAGAAGGUCACAGAAUCCAUUUUCAAAGUCAAAAGGCAUAGUCCAGCGUGUACUUUUCCAUCCUGUAAAACCCCUGUUAUUUGUUGCAACUCAACGCUAUGUGAGGAUAUAUAACCUGUUGAAACAAGAAAUGGUGAAGAAACUGAUGACCAAUGUUAAGUGGGUCUCUAGUAUUGCACUUCAUCCAGGAGGUGAUAAUCUUAUUAUUGGCAGUUAUGACUGUCACUUGAGUUGGUUUGAUUUAGAUUUAUCAACAAAACCCUACAAAACACUCAGACAUCACAAAAAAGCAAUUCGUCAAGUCUGCUACCAUAACACAUAUCCACUAUUUGCAUCAGCAUCAGAUGAUUGCUCUCUCAUUGUCUGCCAUGGAAGAGUUUAUAAUGAUCUUCUACAGAAUCCACUUCUUGUACCUGUUAAAGUUCUACAUGGUCAUGACUCAGUGAAUGGCCUUGGAGUAUUGGACUGCCAGUUCCACCCAACGCAACCCUGGCUCUUUUCUUCAGGUGCCGAUGGCUACAUUCGUUUGUACACUUAAAGAGAAUUACUUUCUACAUAGAUAUAUUUUUCAUCUUUACACUUAUGCAGCAAUCUCCAUAAUAAAACUACUCAUAACACCCUAAAUAA